This is a messenger RNA of Symbiodinium necroappetens, 567 nucleotides long. The record is from the annotation of a GenBank genome assembly. Lineage: Eukaryota; Dinophyceae; Suessiales; Symbiodiniaceae.
AUGGUGAAACUGCGGGACGUGGCGCGUCCCCUGAAGUCCCGGCGGGAUGCAACCAAAACUGAAGCCGCAGCGGACGGUGCCGCCCGCCAGUUCGAGCGCUGCCGGAAAGACUUGGCUGCCAAGAAGGCACUGGUCAAGAAGAGCAGCGUCGAGCUGAAGAAGUUGUGCCGCUCCAUCUUGAAGGAAGCGAAGCCCAUUGAAGUACUGUCAGCCAAACGCCGCAAGCUCUUCGAUGCCGCCAUGAAGAAGAUGAUUCGGGACGCACUCUCCCUGAAGAAGGACAACGAUUAUGCGCUUCCGGUGGGAAAGAUCUGCAUGAGCAUUCCGAACGUGGAUGCGGAGCUGUUCAACGAAGUGCUGAUGGAGAUCAAGGAAAGUGCCAUAGAAGCCAUUGGAGACAGCGACGCAGGGGAGGAAGAGAUGGAGCAAGAGCAGGAGGACGACGAGCGUGAAGAGGCCGACACUUCGACCGAAGACAAGGGUCGUGCUUGCCUGGUGCAAGUUGCGGAUUACCUUGCAGCGAACAAGGCGGGGGUUGUCCUUGCUUCGUUGAAGGGUACGAAGUAG